AUGCCUUCUAGAACGAGAACUCCAUUACCGCCCACAGAUCCUUCGACGCCGACACCUCGACCUGUAGAUUCUGUGAAUGCAUCUCCAGAUGCAGGAAGACCACUAAAUGUAACGGAUGCGUUGAGCUAUUUGGAUGCGGUGAAGAACCAGUUCCAGGAUCGGCCGGAAGUUUAUAACAAGUUUCUGGAUAUUAUGAAGGACUUUAAGAGCCAACAGAUUGAUACUCCGGGUGUAAUCCAGCGUGUUUCCAAACUUUUUCACGGAAAUCCGCCCCUCAUACAAGGUUUCAACACCUUCCUCCCAGCCGGCUACCGAAUCGACAUCAAUACCGACCCCACCGACCCUCAUAGUAUCAUUGUAACAACGCCUCUGGGCACCACAACACAAAGUACCAUCCACAUGAAUAGCUCAAGCCAAACCCAAACCCAAACGAGACAUAGAGCAGAUAUACCAGGUUUCGGACCGAAUUUGGCCCAGUCAUUUACAUAUAGCGGAAUGCCUGCGCCUACGCCAGUUACGAAUACUUUAUCCCCGUUGGGUGCUGGGGUGAACGUUGGGUCGAGGAGUUUGACACCGCAACAACCAUUUCAUAUAGGUGUCGGUGGACACGUUAUACCCGGUGCACCUUACGAACAGGCCUUCUCUCCUGGUUUUGGACAGAAUCCUCAGACGACGGCCGCCGCAUCUUUCUUGGGUGGGCUCAGCAAACCACAGAACCCGAAUCAAAUGGAAGCAACGCCGCAACAAACGACAGGAGAGUUUAAUCAUGCGAUACAGUAUCUGAACAAGAUCAAAGCUCGGUUUUCGGACGACACGAACACGUAUAAGCAGUUUUUGGAUAUAUUGCAGGCGUAUCAAAAAGAGCAGAAGCAUCUACAGGAUUCUCAAGUAUACGUUCAAGUUCAGAACCUGUUCAAAGAUGCACCCGACUUGUUGGCAGAGUUCAUGGAUUUUCUACCGGAUGUUAUGGGAGGUGCUGCUGGUAUACCGUCAAAUUUAGGGUGGCCAGGACAACUAGAGAGUUCGGUUCCAGGAUCUCCUCCUAAGAAAGGUUCUGCAUCCCAGCCCCAGUCAGUGUCUCAAGCGACUGCUGCAAAGAGAAAGAAGAGGUCCGAGAAAGAGGGAACACCGGUGCCGAUGAGCGUAAACUCUAAUGUGCAAAAGACAGUCGUGAAUCCAAGGAGCAAGCGCACCAAAACGACACAUCAUAAAGGAGAACCUGGUUCUCCCAUAUUUUCCUCACCUUAUCCUCCUGGUCCGCCUUCGCCUCAGUCGGUCCAUCCUCAAGUAGCUCCGAUAUCUCAACAGCUUCCUCCUGGUGUUCCUCCUUCCACCUCUCUCAAUCCCAAUCUCAAUGCUUUACAUGCUAAUCCAAACACGGACAAAUUGCUGUUCUUCGACCGAGCGAAAAAGUCGCUAGAAAACCGUGAAAUCUACGAAGAGUUCCUUAAACUACUGAGUCUAUUCUCCAAAGACAUCAUCGACGUUCAAUUACUUCUCAAGCAAUCACAGGUCUUUUUGGGAGAGGAUACUGAGUUGAUGGAGGGUUUCAAGGAGCUGGUAUUUGGACCUGGGACUGGGUUCGGAUAUGUAUAUGAUUCGAGUUUGACAACGAAAAGAGAUGGGUCUGGUGGAGUGGAAGCGGGGAUGGGUCCACCGGGGAGUAUCAGGACGGGGCCUCCUGAGGCGCUGAUGGCACAACCGGUAGACGACGGGCAAGGGCCUAGUUAUCGAAAACUACCAUUCAGUGAGAUCCGCCUCGCCUGUUCAGGACGCGACCAACUCUGCCGUUCUGUCCUCAACGACGAAUGGGUCUCCCACCCUACGUGGGCAUCCGAAGAAGCUGGGUUCCUGACACACAAGAAAAACUCGUUCGAGGAAGCGCUACAUAAAAGCGAGGAGGAGCGACACGAGUAUCACGUCCAUCUCGAAGCUUUGUCGCGAACGAUCUCCGUCCUUGAACCGAUCUGCGCCAGAAUUGAAGAGAUGUCGUCCGAAGACCGCGCUGCAUUUAAAUUGAAAUCCGACUUUGGUGGGACGGGAAAAGCUAUCUAUCAUCGGAUUAUCAAGAAGAUUUAUGGACGAGAUAGUGGGCUUGAGGUUAUUCAAGCUAUGCAGGAUAUUCCCAGCGUUGCCGUUCCCGUUGUUUUGGCGCGGUUGAAACAAAAGGAUGAAGAAUGGCGACGUGCGCAUAGGGAGUGGAGUCGAACGUGGAGAGAGGUAGAUUCGAAGAAUUUCUACAAGAGUUUGGAUCACCAGGGGUUAACAUUCAAAGCUAACGAUAAGAAGAAUAUAACGGCCAAGUCAUUUGUGGCGGAUAUAGAGCGGAUUUUGGAGAAACAAGAGAAGGAAAGGGAUCGAGAGUUGAAGGAGAAGGAGAGGACAAGGGUGAAUGGGAAGGGGAAAGAGAAGGAAGAGACCACCACAAACAGGACACAUUGGCGUUCAGUGGGCGCACAACUGGAAUACGAGUUUGAGGAUACGUCGGUUGUACAGGGCUCACUCAAACUUGUCGAUUCGUUUUUGAACCAUUCCCAAGCUCAGUACUCGCCGCAGGAACGUAAAGGCGUCGAGAAGUUCUUGCGUGCGUUCGUUCUCAUCAUGUUUUCACACCCGGUCGGGGAGUUUACGUCUGUGGAGGAAGAUUCGGACGGACUUGGAGGUGGGAGUGGGAGGCGAUCUGUGGCUUCCCCCUAUUCUGCGCAUACGAGUGGAGUAGCUGCAGGGGACUUAAGAAAGAAGCUUUUGAAAACCGCGAGAGAGAAAGCUACAGCCAACGUAGGACGUGAUGCCGGCAGUCGUCGAGGGUCAGCUGCACCUGGAUCUGCUAGUGGCUCUCGAGCUGCUUCGCCUCCACCCGCUGAAAGACGAGAUUCUCCGGCCAUAUCCGUAUCCCGGCAAGAAGAAGAACCUAACGAUGUAUGGACACGGGAGACGACCACUACGCACGGAUCAUCGAACAUCACAGAAGACUCUCAUGGCGGGAAGAAGUCUUUUUUCGUCAACACUACUUUCUAUACACUGCUUCGCCUACUUCAGGUAAGAUUUGCAAAGGUCCGUUGUUUGCUUCAAAAACAGCUGAAAGAACUGCAGUUGUUGUAUUCUCGCCUUCUGAUGUGUAAGGAAAUCGGAGCCCGACUGGCGUCUGAGAAGCAUUCCCUUCUACUGGCUAAUCCUGUUGCGGUUGAGCUUGGGUUAGAUGAUCCCAAUGGACCGGCGACUGUGCUUGGCCAGACUACGAAGGGGAGUGGAGAUGCCAAUGUGGUGUAUUUGUACGUCUUGAACGCAUGUGAGAAGAUGUUCGCUGGUGACCUCGACCAGAGUUCAUUUGAGGAACACAUGAGGUGGUUCUUCGGUAGCAAGGCCUAUCAUCUGUUUACGUUGGACAGACUGAUUAUUGCAUUGGUGAAGCAGGUGCAGACGAUUAUAUCUGAUGCAAAAGGACAAGAACUGUGGUCGUUACUCCAGAGUGCUCACAACUCGGAGACCCUGACGAACCAGGAUCUAAUCAGAUAUCGACGGGAAGCGGAACGGCAUGUUGGACAGGACGAUCACUUGUAUCGUAUUCAGUGGGUGCGGGAAAGCCAAAGGAUGCGGUUAUAUCUGAUGCGACCGGAAGAUCCCAGCGUAGACGGGGUUGGAACGAGGCAUGCGCGCUGGCGUGAAUACGUAGAUACGUAUGUCAUGGUGCACCCGACAGAAUGGAUUGGGACAGGCCUCCGUACAGGCAAUGUAUUUUUGAAACGAACGCGACAGCAGGUGAGAGUGGGACAGGAAAGUACCGGUAUCAGUAUCAGAGUCAGUCUUCCAUCGUACAAGAUAGUGUACGAUGCAGGUGGGGAAGAUGUCCUAACACGGGCACAGCCAGUUCGGGAACCGUGGGAGGUAGAGCGAGCACGGCUGAGGGAGGAGGAACGGAAAAGGAGAUUCAGAUUAUUGUUUACGUAG
This is a messenger RNA of Marasmius oreades (fairy-ring Marasmius), 3948 nucleotides long. RefSeq lists its product as uncharacterized. Gene Ontology annotation, molecular function: transcription corepressor activity. The coding region runs from base 1 to 3948 and encodes 1315 amino acids. Gene Ontology annotation, biological process: negative regulation of transcription by RNA polymerase II. Gene Ontology annotation, cellular component: chromatin; Sin3-type complex. NCBI's taxonomy places the organism in Eukaryota, Fungi, Basidiomycota, Agaricomycetes, Agaricales, Marasmiaceae. The transcript has 8 exons. The record is from RefSeq and is a predicted model, not a curated record.